Molecule: messenger RNA, 2439 nt
Organism: Prunus armeniaca (apricot)
Lineage: Eukaryota; Viridiplantae; Streptophyta; Magnoliopsida; Rosales; Rosaceae
Source: the annotation of a GenBank genome assembly
AUGGUCUUCUUCAAGUGUUUCAAGAAAGGCACCGUUACUAUUCUUGAGGAUGAAAGUGAUAACCGGGACGAAGGUACCACAUUGCUGGUAGGUGCGCCUCUCCUAGCUUCGGAAGUAUCUGAGGUGGACAAUUCUCUUCAUAUUCCGUCUUGGUCUCAAGAGGUGUUUUGUCAACUCAGCAGCUUCAAAAAAUCCAAGUCUACAGAUAGGGACCUUCACUCCACUGUUUUACAGUUAAAGUCCUCCCAUCAUACAGAUACCGGUUCAUCGAAGGCGUUCGAGCUUCUUAGCGAUCGAAUCCAUAAUGGAGCAGUGAAUUGGAGUUCUGCUCUCCCGACAGCUUGUGAAUCUACAUUUACUGAGUAUUACUGGGAGUGGCUUGAAGAUGUGAUAAGUAGAAAUACUCAGGUUCUUAAGAGCAUCGGUCUAUAUAAUGCAGUAUUUGCCUCAUUAUUUAGUUAUGAUCGACAUGCUCCAGUCAUCCGAGCCUUUUGCGAGUACUGGUGUCCUGCAACAAAUACUCUUCAUAUGUCGCAAGGACAGAUGUCUAUUUCUCUUUGGAAUCUUCAUGAAAUUGGCGGUCUCCCUAUUACAGGUCGAUUUUAUGAUGAAGUUAUUCCAACCACUGAGAGUCUCAACAGGAAGGAUCAUAAAGGCGUGCCUUAUAUCCCACACAUUUUUCGCUACUUAUUCUUAGCGUAUCACAAGAUUUUACGUGAUUCUAAAGGAAAAUCUGGAGUGAGAAUGACUGCUUGGAUAAAGUAUUGGUAUCGAGGGCCAUUCAAGUAUAAAAAGCCUUCAAGGAAAACCAUACGGAACAAGUCACAAAAGCCGAAAGAGGACUCUGAUCCAUCUGGUAUCAUUCCGACAACACUACAACUGAGGACGAGGAAGGAGUUUUUGAAGAUUUGGUUGUGCAAAUUUGUAUUUCCCAAAGAUGACGUAACUUUGAUCAGACCAGGGGUUUUCAAAGUUGCCAGUCGAAUGGCGCAUGGUGUAUCAUUUGGCCUAGCAGUUCCGGUAUUGGCUAACAUUUACAAGGGGCUGAACGAUAUUUCUAGUGCAGAUGAUCCAGGAAUUUGCACAACUGUUCUACCUUUCCAUUAUGUGUAUGGAUGGUUGGGCGAAUACUUCGACACACAUUUUACAUCAUCUUCUGAGAAGUCCAUUCCUAUCAUGGCAAGGUUCUCAGGAAGACUUUCGGUGAAAUUUUUUGAAGAUUCGACAGCUCGAGCUUUGUUCCGGACUUGUGGUAAAGUGAAAAUGAGUCGUCUGGCAAGAGAAAACUACCGAGUCAUCCAACCUUAUAGCCCGCAUCGGUUUAGUAGACAAUUUUGUUGUGUACAACAUAUGCCAGGAGAACUUAAAGAUGGCGUCCGGAAUGGUACUGUGCUAUCAGUGUACUCACAUUGGAAAUCAUGCUUGAAGAGUGGCAGUGCAUCUACAAUAACACUACCCACUAAGGACAAUAUCCGGGAGUUUGAGGUCACAUCCGACUAUGUUAUUUGGUGGUCGAAGGUGCAUCGCUUUGAAUCUAUGAAAUCAAAGACAAUCUCAACUGUAGGCAAGUCGUUGUUGCUUUCUCAGCCAAAAUCUCUUAAGUCUCAAGGCCACGAAGUUUCAGUUCAUGAUAAACUCACCCGUGGUAGAGCGCUUCAAGUUCAUCCAGAAGUUGAAGGUAGUUCUACUACUCCUGUGCCUCGAGUUCAACACCCAUCUCCGGUGGAUGUUCCUUCAACUCGAGUUCCUAAUGACAAAGGACAAACAGAAAGUCGAGGGCAUAUAAGCAGCAAUGAAGAUAGUGAAGUCAACUUUAGGCAUAAGAAGACAAGCGUCGGACCUCUUUAUUGUGAUUUGGACACGGCAUACCCACUUGAUGACGCAUUCUUUUGUGAUGUGCCCGCUGUUUCACAACCGGUUCUAAUGAACGAGGGAGAAGUAGUGCAUUAUGUCCCUACUGUGUCCGAGCUUGUACCAUUUAAUCAUUUUCCUAUCGAAGAGGAAAAUGAUGCUUUGCGCCCGAUAAGUGGUUCAGGUGUUAGCCUAAGAGGUUCGCUUGUGCAUCAACAUUUGUUAAAGCCGGCUACUCAUGCAUCACCCUCUGAAAUGUCAUGUGGGGAACCGAAAUUAGGUGUUGCAGACAAAACCCUUCGCAAAGUAGUUUCCAUUCUGGGCAACCAAAUAAAAAGCAUAAUCUUGAAGGCUUCAUUAGAAAGGCUUCCUUCAUUCAAAGAUGAGAUUGGAAAGUUGUUGACUACCCUUGACAAUGUAGGGGCGGACGUCUCAUCCCUACGAGUUAUGAUUGAUGCACUUAUGGUGACCGCAGUUGACUAUUGUUCUGCACACUCUACUUACUCCCAAAAGCUGUCUCCCGAGGUUCAAAGUGAUCGUUUAGCUGCUGUCGACUCUUCACUUUCUGUUGCCUUGGCUCUGCAAUAA